Globicephala melas (long-finned pilot whale) is the source of this 702-nucleotide messenger RNA. It is a transcript of the gene GRK4, whose product is annotated as G protein-coupled receptor kinase 4. Gene Ontology annotation, biological process: protein phosphorylation; regulation of signal transduction; signal transduction. The record is from RefSeq and is a predicted model, not a curated record. Lineage: Eukaryota; Metazoa; Chordata; Mammalia; Artiodactyla; Delphinidae. Gene Ontology annotation, cellular component: cytoplasm. Gene Ontology annotation, molecular function: ATP binding; G protein-coupled receptor kinase activity.
AUGCUGAAGCUGCCCCCCGGCACCCAGUGCAGCAAGCUUCGACGUUCGAUUGCCCCACUGCCCCCGUCUCCUCCACGGCCCCAGAUCCAGACGGCCCUCAGAAUCAGUGGCAGCAGGCAGCACGGGCACAAGGUGCUUUCCGCUGCCCGGCGGUGCCCGGUCAGGCCCCUGGACCGCCUACUCACCAAGGAUCCCAAGCAGCGCCUGGGCUGCAGGGGCGAAGGAGUGGCUGAAGUCAAGGGACACCCUGUGUUCAGGGACGUUAACUUCAAGAGGCUGGAGGCCCACGUGUCAGACCCCCCUUUCCGUCCUGACCCGCAGGUGGUUUACUGCAGGGACGCCCUGGACAUCGAGCAGUUCUCCACGGUGAAGGGCAUCCGCCUGGACAGCACCGACUGCACCUUCCACAGCCAGUUCAUCACGGGCUGUGUCUCCAUCCCCUGGCAGAGCAAGAUGACCGAGUCUGAAUGUUCCAAGGACAUCAACGAAAGGGGAAAUGUGGCAUUAGAUCCAGAAGAGAAGACAUAUCAGCGCUCCCAGACAGAAGAAGGCUUCUUCCACAGACUCUUCACUCGAGGGGGCUGCAUCACUGCCAGCCCCAGCGAGAAGGAGGGGCUGCCCUCCAGACGGCGAGCCCUUGCUGCACAGCUGGCUGGCGCCACGGAGCCCGUGCCCUGGGCUGCAUCCUGCCCGUGAACUGCA